Messenger RNA from Salpingoeca rosetta, 1461 nucleotides. RefSeq names its product cysteine synthase. Bases 138 to 1217 code for a protein of 359 amino acids. Gene Ontology annotation, molecular function: cysteine synthase activity. The record is from RefSeq and is a predicted model, not a curated record. The transcript is spliced from 12 exons. Lineage: Eukaryota; Choanoflagellata; Craspedida; Salpingoecidae. Gene Ontology annotation, cellular component: cytoplasm.
CGUUGCUGGGGUUUGCUAUCUUUCUGCAUGUCGCUGUCGUACGGACAGAUCGCGUCAUCCGUGCACUACACGCAAGCAAGCCAGCCAGCAAGCAAGCAAGGGACAAGAGCAAGAGAGCCAGUGCACCCGAAGCGACGAUGGCAGCGAUGAUGCGGCAGGCAGUGCGCCACGCACAGACAGCUACUGCUGGAGCACAGGCCUGGAAGGACUAUGUGCGGGCUGGAUUUGUGGGUGCUGUGGGCAAGACGCCACUCAUCAAGCUGAAAGGCCCCAGCGAAGCCACAGGCUGCAACAUCUUGGUGAAGAACGAGGCAAUGAACCCCGGCGGCUCCGUCAAGGACAGGGCAGCUCUCUUUCUUAUCCAGGACGCAGAGGAGCGAGGCUUGAUUAAGCCUGGGGGCACUGUGGUGGAGGGCACCGCCGGCAACACGGGCAUUGGCCUUGCACACAUCUGCAAUGCCAAAGGAUACAAGUGCGUCAUCUACAUGCCAGACACGCAAUCCAAAGAGAAGAUUGACACCCUGAGGACGCUCGGAGCAGAUGUGCGCCCUGUUCCCGCCAAACCUUUUGACGACCCCAUGAACUACAACCACCAGGCGCGGCGAUUUUCAGAGGAGCUCGACAACGCUGUUUGGACCAACCAGUUUGACAACACCGCCAACCGCGAUGCCCACUACCACACGACGGGUCCCGAAAUCUGGCACCAAACAGAGGGCCGUGUUGACGCGUUCACGUGUGCGACGGGCACGGGCGGCACGCUCGCGGGCACGGGCAUGUUUCUCAAAGAGAUGAACCCAAACGUGCAGAUUGUGCUUGCCGACCCACCGGGCAGCGUCCUGUACAACUUCUUCCAGCGCGGUGUGCUGGAGCGUGAGGGCACAGGAUCCAUCACGGAAGGCAUUGGCCAAGGCCGCGUGACUGCGAACAUGGAGGGUGCGCCCGUCGAUUACGCAAUUCACAUGCCGGACGAGAAAUCCGUCGAAGUGGCGAUGCGGCUGCUGUAUGAGGAAGGCUUCUGCGUUGGCGCAUCGAGCGGACUAAACGUUGCGGCGGCGAUUGAAGUUGCGCAACAGAUGGGCCCCGGCCACACCGUCGUCUCCCUCCUCUGUGACAACGGCCUGCGCUACGCAACGCGCCUGUUCAACAGGUCCUGGCUGGAGACGAAGGGUCUUCUCGCCUCCGUUCCCACCGAGUUCCACGACAAGCUCAUUUCAUAGGCAGCGCUUGCACGAUUGUGAUGUGAUGUGUGUUUGUUUGUUUGUUUGCUUGUUUGCUUGUUUGUUUGUUUGCUUGCUUGUUUGUUUGUUUGUUUGUUUGUUUGUUUGUUUGUUUGUUUGUUUGUUUGUUUGUGCUCUUUGCUUUGUUGCUUGCUUGCUUGCGCCAGCUGUUUUCGACAGAGGCGAUGUUACUCACUCGUCCAUGUGUCCCUGGAGUGAAUCGUUUUACAACAUUGUGGUGGCA